Rotaria sp. Silwood2 is the source of this 420-nucleotide messenger RNA. NCBI's taxonomy places the organism in Eukaryota, Metazoa, Rotifera, Eurotatoria, Philodinida, Philodinidae. The record is from the annotation of a GenBank genome assembly.
AUGGAUGAAUUAGGAGAUUUUUAUUAUGAUCGACAACAAUGGGCUACAGCUGCUAAAUAUUAUGAACAAAGUAGAAAUAAUUCUCAAUUAUUUCAUUGUUAUGCAUUAACAGAAGAUUAUGUUACUUUAGAAAAACUUAGUCAAUCAUUACAAGAAAAUGAUCCUUUACUUAGACCUAUAGCUGAUACUUUUGCUAGUUGUAAUCGAAUACAAGAAGCAGUACAAAUGUGUAUUGAAUUAAGUCAAUGGAAUAUGGGAAUAGAAUUAGCUCGUCAUUAUAAUUUAAGUGAGCUUAAAGCUUUAUUAACACGACAAGCAAAAACAUUACUUAAUCAAAAUAAACCAUUUGAUGCUAUUGAAUUAUAUAAAAAAUCUGGAAAUUAUUUAGAAGCAGCCAAAAAUUCUCUAUGGAAUUGCUGA